This is a messenger RNA of Impatiens glandulifera, 1172 nucleotides long. Its product is annotated as binding partner of ACD11 1-like. Gene Ontology annotation, molecular function: RNA binding. The record is from RefSeq and is a predicted model, not a curated record. NCBI's taxonomy places the organism in Eukaryota, Viridiplantae, Streptophyta, Magnoliopsida, Ericales, Balsaminaceae. Bases 216 to 995 code for a protein of 259 amino acids. The transcript is spliced from 6 exons.
UCUACCUUCAUCAGAAAGAUACACGCAGGCCGUAGAAAAGUCGACGACGGCAGUUAUCGCCGCCGGCAAGAACGAUUACAAAUCUCUAUUUCUCUCUCCUCUUUCUCUCACUAUUUUCUCUGAUUCAAGUUACAAUAUAGCAGUUUCUACUUCCAGUUUUCUGGAUCCGUUUCAUCAGUAUCUUCAUCCGUUGAUCUCUCGUGAAAGUAGUGACGAUGUCGGUUAGUAAUGUAAAAACUGCCAAAGUGAGCAAUGUUUCUUUAGGGGCUACACUGCUAGACAUAAAAGAGUUCUUCUCUUUUUCUGGUGAUAUUGAAUAUGUUGAAUUCAGGAGUGAUAAUGAAAUGUCCCAAAUAGCAUUUGUUACCUUCAAGGAUUCACAAGGAGCAGAGACUGCAGUCCUACUUUCGGGUGCAACAAUUGUUGAUCAAUCUGUGACGGUUACUCUUGAUCCUGAAUACGAGCUUCCACCUGCUGCUCUAGCACCACUGCCUGCUAAAACAGAAGAUAAAGCUCCUGAAGUGGGUGGAUCUGCAUUUAGGAAGGCAGAAGAUGUGGCUACAAGCAUGCUAGCAAAAGGGUUCAUCUUAGGAAAAGAUGUGAUAGGAAAAGCAAAAUCCUUCGACGAAAAGCACCAACUAACUUCCACAGCUUCGGCUAAGGUGGCAUCUCUAGACAAAAAGAUCGGUCUUAGCGAUAAAAUAAGCAGUGGAACUUCUGCUGUUGGUGAGAAAGUGCGGGAAGUAGAUCAGAAGUUUCAGGUUUCAGAGAAGGCUAAAUCUGCUUUUACAGCUGCGGAAGAGAAAGUGAGCGGUGCAGGAACAGCAAUAAUGAAGAACCGAUAUAUUUUGACUGGAACAACUUGGGUUACUGGUACUUUUAAUAAGGUUGUUGCUAAGACGGCUGGAGAAGUUGGGACGAAAACCGAAGAGAAAGUGGUGGUUGAGAAGUUUGAAGGGAAUGAAAAAGAGGUAAAUGUUCCACAAAGUUCAUGAUUUGGUUGGUUUUAAAAAGGAUUUAAGGGAUGGAUUUAUAAACAUAAACCAAUAAUAUCAUAAUUCCAUGCUUAUGUUUGUUUGGUAUUUUACAAAAGUUUGAAAAAUGUUGUAUGGUUAUUUGGUCAAAUUUUGUUUUUUAUUUGUUUCUAAUAUAAAAGUAUAUGGAUUCUCUAU